AUUUUUAUUUUCGUUUCCUGGAAGGCCAGACUCGGAGCCCACGCUGCUCGGCAGUUGCCUUCUAGCAGAUCCAGAGGAUAACUUUGUGCGGAGGAGGAGAGCGUGGCAUCCAGAAAUUCCCAGCCCCCUGAAGCAGAGGCUCCACCUCCACCUUUCAUGCAGGGCAAAGUGGUAGCCAGUUCUUCAAGUCCUGUGACAGUUUCUACUUUGCCCCAACAUCUGCAGCUCACAUCUGUGACAUCAUUACAGCCACUCUAUGAGGGACAAAUCUGCACAUUACCAGGCCAUCUCAGAAUCCAGCCCUCUCUGUGGAGCAAGGAUGAUGUGAUUCACUGGUUAAGAUGGGCAGAAAAGGAAUAUUCACUCAAGAAAACUGAUGAAAGUAAAUUUGAAAUGAAUGGAAAAGCCCUUUGUAUUCUCACCAAAGAAGAUUUCAGAAUCCGGGCUCCUAAUUCAGGAGAUGUUUUGUAUGAGUUACUCCAAUAUAUUAAGACCCAGAGAACACUAGUUUGCAGCCCUUUCUUUAACUCUCCUUUAAGGGACGCAGACCAUGCACAGACCCAGAGUGCCUCAGAAGGCUUGAAGGGCAAGUUAGACAGUUGUGCAGGAAGUGGCCAUCCACUGCCUAUGGAAUGUUUGCUGGUCACAACCAGUCGUCCAGGCAAUGCAGAACAAUCCAUAUCACCUACCAGCAAAUUCUAUGCUCCUGGGGCAAUUAAUCUCUUACACCAAGAUCGCAGUACAGAGGUCAGUGACAGCACAAACGUUGCCUACCCUCUUCCUGUGUCAUCACCAGUUCCAGUCAGUGGUAAAAUUGCAGACUGCAGGUUUCUCUGGGAUUAUGUCUACCAGCUCCUCUGUGAUAGCCGAUAUGAAUCAUAUAUCAAAUGGGAAGAUAAAGAAGCCAAGAUAUUUCGGGUGGUUGACCCCCAUGGACUAGCCAGACUCUGGGGAAAUCACAAGAACCGCAUGAACAUGACAUAUGAGAAGAUGUCAAGAGCUCUGAGACAUUACUAUAAACUCAACAUAAUCAAAAAGGAACCAGGACAGAAACUUUUAUUCAGAUAUUUGAGAAUUCCCGGAGAGGUGAAAUCUGACAAGUCCAGUAAAUUUGAUCAGCUGGACAAUGAAGAAGAGGAAGGGGAGGACUGGAAAGAAGAGGGUUUAGAAAUUUCACCCUAGAAGCCUUUCUAGGUAUAGUUGGCACCAAGAAGUUGUGUUGUGCAAAGGCUUGAAAUGACAAAGUGAAGUAAAGAGAUGUCUCGGGGCUUCUCUCUGCUGUAGUGUAUCCAUAGCUCAGAUGGAUAGUAGAGGGUUUCUGUCUCCUUCCUCGCUGAUCAUCUGCUUUGAAAAUGCUCCUUUGUGAGUUCAUGGCCGUUUUUUGCACGGCACAAUUACACCGGGUUGAGAUGGGAUCAUAUAUACCUGGGCUAUUUUAUCCUGGUUUCUCUAUACGCGCGGUUCCCUGCUUCUGCCCAGGAGCAGAGUUGGUAAUGCUCCAGUUUGCUCCACAUGACCUGAAUUUCUGUAUUUGCUUCGGAAGCAUUUCUGAGCAUGCCCAGUGUCCCGUGUUCCAAUUGGCUGUUGCUUUUGAUUGGCAGCUUGAACGGACGUCAGCCGACUGAGCAGGAA
Sphaerodactylus townsendi is the source of this 1632-nucleotide messenger RNA. It is a transcript of the gene ETV7, whose product is annotated as ETS variant transcription factor 7. NCBI's taxonomy places the organism in Eukaryota, Metazoa, Chordata, Lepidosauria, Squamata, Sphaerodactylidae. Gene Ontology annotation, molecular function: sequence-specific DNA binding; DNA-binding transcription factor activity, RNA polymerase II-specific. The record is from RefSeq and is a predicted model, not a curated record. Gene Ontology annotation, cellular component: nucleus. The transcript is spliced from 8 exons. The coding region runs from base 157 to 1182 and encodes 341 amino acids. Gene Ontology annotation, biological process: regulation of transcription by RNA polymerase II; cell differentiation.